UUUUUUUUCUUUGUUUAUUUUUUUUUUUUUUGUCAUUAAAAACUGUUAAAAACAUACUGUAUAAUAAAUAUUGUUGUUUAUAUUUUUGUAUGAUAUACCUAUUAAUAAAUAAUGCCAUCAAAUAGUGAAACUAAUAGCAAAAAAUUAUUUUUUCUAAUAAAGCCAUUAAAAUUUUAUAUGGGAAUUGAAUUUCAAAGAAAAGAAUAUUGUUAUUGGUGUGAUAAAAUAGAGGAACAUGGUGGUAUUGUUUAUGACACAAUUGAUGGAAAUACAAUAAAUUUAACAAAAAAUAUUAAAUCAAAUACAAAUGAUGAUAACUAUUCAUGGCAUGAUUGUCAAUUUGUUGAUGAUUGUAUUAAAAAUGGUGCUUUAGUUAAUAUUAAAAAUUAUCGAUUAGAAAAAAAGUCUGAUGUAGAAAAAGACAGUCAGAAUAAAUCAACAGCUUUGGCAUCAUCAUCAUCACCACCAAGAAAAAAAUAUAAAUCAUCAAAAGACUGUUCAGUUUCGACAGAUAAAAAAUUAGAAAUGAAUACAGCUGUUCAACUUGAAGCCAUUGGUUUACCAGAUAAAAACAAAUCAGAAGAUGAAGAAAAUAAAAAAGUAAUAACAUCAACAAAUGAUAAUGAAACAAGUCAAUUAAAUUUAUCAGCUAAUAAAACACCAGGUAUUACAAAAGGUAUUAAAGUUGUUGAUAUGGAAACUCUUAUAGAUGGUACAUUCAAAUUAUUAAAAACUCCUGAUGAUAAAUCAAAAAAUACAAAAAAUUCUACAAAUAAAAAAUGUGUAAAUGAUGCAAAUGGUACCAGUGAUGAAUCUUUAAAACAAAAAAUUGAUAAUAAACCAGUUAUAGAGUCAUUAAAUAGCAAAAAUCAAUCUGAAUUAUUGAUAGAUGAUUUAUCAGUAACUGAUGACAGUUCAAAUGACUCCAAGCCUCUAAAAAAAUUGUCAAAUAAAAUGUCAAGUUCAAGAAUAACAAGUGUAGAAAAUAGAAAUUGUAAAAAGAUAAAUACGAAUGAAUUUGGUGAACGAAGGGUACUUGGACAUAGAGUACGUGAAGUACCAAUGGCAACAUCAUCAGAUGAUGAAGAAAAUAUUGAGGAAAAUGUUUCGUCGUUUAAAGCAAAUAAUAAAUCCAAUUUAAAACAAGAAAUUUUAGAGAAUUACAAUCAUGAUGAAUCUGUUAUUGUUAUUUCUUCUGAUGAUGAUGAUGAUGAUGAUGAAGAUGAAGAUGAUGAGACACCAUCAUCAUCUUCAAUAAAUAAGCCACAUAAAAAAUGUCUUUUUAACACAGUUUUUGCUGACAUUGAAAGAAAACCUAAAUAAUUUUAAAAAAUAUAUAAUUUUUUAAAUAAAUUAUUAGCGAUAAAUUAUUUUUCAAUUAAAAAUAAUCAAAUACUAUAUUUUUCAUACCAAUUUUUUUAUUUUUUUAAAUAAAUUAUAAUAAAAAAUUUAUUUUUCGAUUGUUUUUUUUUUUUCCAAUUAAAUAAUUAAUUAACAAGCUUAAUAAUAAUUUAAUUUUUUUAAAUUGAUUAAUUAUAUUUAAAAAAAAAACACUUGAAUAAAAAAAGGAAAAAAAAAAAAAAAAAAGA
Molecule: messenger RNA, 1589 nt
Organism: Aphidius gifuensis
Lineage: Eukaryota; Metazoa; Arthropoda; Insecta; Hymenoptera; Braconidae
Exons: 3
Coding region: 112-1323 (403 amino acids)
Source: RefSeq, a predicted model, not a curated record